Gigantopelta aegis is the source of this 757-nucleotide messenger RNA. RefSeq names its product P-selectin-like. Lineage: Eukaryota; Metazoa; Mollusca; Gastropoda; Neomphalida; Peltospiridae. The transcript is spliced from 5 exons. Gene Ontology annotation, molecular function: signaling receptor activity. The coding region runs from base 1 to 708 and encodes 235 amino acids. The record is from RefSeq and is a predicted model, not a curated record.
AUGUCUCAUUUCGGGACGAUGGCAGAACAGGUAACGUCUCGAACAGCAGUCUUCUUGAUCCCAGGAAGCGUCUGUGUCACGGGCGGCAUCUGUUUGAUCUGUGGCUUCUUUGAUUUCACCAUCUUCAUCCAUAGUGUCACAGGCAGCAUCCAUAUUAUUUGUCGAUCUGUCAAAACAGCCGACAGCUACAAUACCGAACAUGAAACUUUCUUUGACUUUCGUCCUGCUUGUGGUCACCUGCAGUUUGCUUCUGUGUUCCGAAUGUAUGGGUCACUGGCCGAGAAGAAGAUGCCUGACAAGAAAUAUGCAACAUUCAAUGUGAACAUGGCACCCGUAACAGCAAAACUUGCACAUGUGAUUGCCAAAUGUACUGGACCGGAAAUACGUGUGAAAUAUUGUGAAAACAUGAAUUCCUACCUAACUACUAUUACAUCGUCUGAAGAAAAUACCUUUAUCAAGAACUAUCUCAUUGCAAAUGGAAAAGGUACAACUUGUUGGAUUGGAGCAAACGACAUCCAGGAAGAGGGCACUUGGAUGUGGAUAUCCGAUGGAGUACCUAAACAACUAAACUACACUGACUGGUUCACAGAUGAACCCAACGAUUUUAGAAAUUCUGAGGAUUGCGCACUCUUGUUGAAAGGUUAUGGGUUGAAAUGGUUUGACGACAACUGUAUCAAAAACGAGUCCUUUACUUGCGAACAAAAGUAGCAAUGUGAAGCAUAACUGCCAGAGAUUAAUAAAACAAAAUUUCAAUUCA